This is a messenger RNA of Melampsora larici-populina 98AG31, 1977 nucleotides long. RefSeq lists its product as uncharacterized. The record is from RefSeq and is a predicted model, not a curated record. The transcript is spliced from 15 exons. Gene Ontology annotation, molecular function: oxidoreductase activity. The coding region runs from base 132 to 1646 and encodes 504 amino acids. NCBI's taxonomy places the organism in Eukaryota, Fungi, Basidiomycota, Pucciniomycetes, Pucciniales, Melampsoraceae.
AAUUUAUUUAUUUUUAAUUACUUUCCCUUUGUUUCUCUCUAAAUAGUCAACUACAUAGCCUUCUCUCGAUCAAGGAAGUAAAGAAGUAAAUUUGUCUUCACGAAAACCUUUCAAUAACAUAAAAAGCAGUCAUGAGUAACAGUUUACCAAAGUCGGUGGAUGUGUUGAUCAUUGGUGCCGGUCCUACUGGAUUGGGAGCAGCGAGACGACUACAUCAACUCAAACACGCUUCUUACUUGGUGGUAGACGAACAGGCAGAGGCAGGUGGACUUGCUUCCACUGAUGUCACCAAAGAAGGCUUCUUGUUCGAUGUGGGCGGUCACGUCAUCUUUUCUCAUUAUCAAUACUUUGAUGAUAUGAUUGCAGAAGCACUUCCAAAAGAGACAGACUGGUACACUCAUCAGCGAAUUUCAUACGUCCGUAGUCGUAAUACUUGGGUGGCUUAUCCUUACCAGAACAAUAUCAGUCAGUUGCCUAUCGAGGAUCAAGUCAAUUGUAUUGAUGGUAUGAUCGAUGCGGCCGAGGAACGCGCGCGCGCCAAAUCAAAGCCCAAGUCGUUUGAUGAGUGGAUUGUGCGUAUGAUGGGGACUGGGUUGGCGGAUUUGUUUAUGAGACCGUAUAACUUCAAGGUUUGGGCUGUCCCAACCACUCACAUGCAAUGCGAGUGGCUUGGAGAACGAGUUGCUGCUCCCUCCCUCAAGCAGGUUGUCAAAAAUACGCUCUACAAGAAAGAGGCCGGCAAUUGGGGCCCCAAUGCUACCUUCAAGUUUCCAGCUGAGGGUGGUACUGGUGGGAUCUGGAAAGCUGUUGCGCGGUGCAUACCAUCAGACAAAUUUGCAUUUGGUCGUCGAUUAGUCAGUAUUGAUGGAAAGGCUCGUAAGGCCUCUUUUGAUGAUGGAUCGGUGAUCGAGUAUGGCAAGAUGAUCAGCUGUGUACCGCUUGACACCAUGGUGGGAAUGAUCGAGGCUGAAGCGCAGAAGCCUCUUAAGCCAAUCUCAGACGGUUUGGUUUACUCCAGCACUCAUGUUGUUGGUUUCGGAAUCCGUGGAAAUCCUACGGGAGCAAUGAAAGGUAGUUGUUGGUUGUACUACCCCGAAGACAACUGUCCCUUUUACCGAGUGACAGUAUUCUCCAACUACUCGCCCAACAACUGUCCAAAGACGGGCACGAAAAUCAGGACGCUUCAGGCAGCUGACCCAGCCUUGAACGGUCAAAUUGAUCUUCAAACUGAACGGGAAGGGCCAUAUUGGUCACUGAUGUUAGAGAUCUCACAGAGCAAGAUGAAACCAGUGGAUGAGGUCAAUCUGAUCAAAGACUCGCUGCAAGGCUUGAUCAACACGGAGAUGGUUGAACCCGGCGCAGAGAUCGUAUCGAUCUAUCACCGUAAAUUCGAUCACGGUUAUCCCACACCCAGUUUGGAGCGUGAGGGUCAAUUGAAAGUCUUGUUACCAGCUUUGAAGGAUGAGUUUGGUAUCUGGUCUCGUGGACGAUUUGGUUCUUAUCGAUACGAGGUAGCGAACCAAGAUCACUCCUGUAUGAUUGGUGUUGAAGCGGUUGAUAACAUCUUGUAUGGGGCACCAGAAAUGACUUUGAAUGAACCUGAUUGGGUCAACGGGAGGAAGAACACUGAGCGAAGGCUGGUAUGAUGGAUCAAUUUUGUUGACCCAGUCCCCGCUCUUCAUCACAUCAAGAUGAUGUGAUGAUAAUGUCAAGGGAAAAUUUCUUUUUUGGAAUCUUUUGGAUUUUAGAAAUGGUGAAAGUAGAUUUGCAUAAUAGAUAAUAUGGUUUUUGGUAAUGGAGGGCAUAAGUUUUUAGUAAAUCUUUUUAGCAGACAUGGACAGUCGAUGAUGUAGAGGUGGUGAUUAAAUUGGUGAACUGGCCAAUCAUUUUCUAGAGUUAAAUUGAUGUAUCAGAUGAUGCAACAUAGGAUCAUAGAGGCGCGUCUUUGGAAUACAUCGUGUUCUUUUGUAGCGUGAU